This is a messenger RNA of Bactrocera oleae (olive fruit fly), 2815 nucleotides long. Its product is annotated as persulfide dioxygenase ETHE1, mitochondrial. Lineage: Eukaryota; Metazoa; Arthropoda; Insecta; Diptera; Tephritidae. Gene Ontology annotation, molecular function: sulfur dioxygenase activity. The record is from RefSeq and is a predicted model, not a curated record. Gene Ontology annotation, cellular component: mitochondrion. Gene Ontology annotation, biological process: glutathione metabolic process; hydrogen sulfide metabolic process.
GUUACGCCACUGGUCGAGACCGCAGUUGCUUUUCGGAGAGUAAGCUCGUGUAUUUAACACAUGUGUCAAUUGUUUUUGUGUAAAUAAGUGUUAAAAUUGCGUAAAAAUAUAUAAUAAAAUGUUUAUUAAAAAUAUUAUCAAAAGCUUUUGUGAUUGAUUUUAAUGUGUGUGCUUUUACUUUUCAAUAAAAUGUAAGUGAACAAAGGAGUAAAGAACAUAAACGACAUAUUUGUACCAUAUGCUUAACAAAAGCAAUGAAUUGACAGCAAAAUAUGAUAAUGAUAAUAGAUUGAUUAAUUUCUUGAAAUGAUUACGUUUGGUUAUUGGUAUUCUCAGACGUAUUUGCUAGUCAACAACAAAUAAAGAAUACAAACAAAUGGCGCAAGUUUUCAGAAAGUAAGAAAAAGAAAACAAUAAACAGCCGGCUACGCGUGGCUACAACAAUAGGUUUAUACGCACAUAUUUAUAUAAAUAUUAAUAUCUCUACACACGUAUGUAAUGUAUACACAUUAAUAAAAUUAAAAAAUUCACUCCACGAAUAGAUAAUAAAAAGUUGUAUAUAAAUAUAUAUAUGUAUAUAUAAUAUACGCUUUCAGCAGUCAUAUGUAUUGUAGAUAGAAUAAAUUGAGCUCCCACGAGGAGAGCAUAACCACGUCAAAAAGCAAGUUUUGAGUAUAUGUAUUCCAGCACAAUUUAUCUCGUUGUUGCUCAGUUGGUAUGAUAACUAUAUGCUUUAGUGGUCUGAUCUGAACAAUUUUUGCGUAGAUUGUAGCGUUACCUUAGACAAUAAUUCAUGCCGAAUUUCGUGCAAAUAUCCUAUCAGAUAAAAAAAAUUUUCAUACAAGAAAUUGAUUUUGAUCGUUCAGUUUGACAGCUAUGCUAUGUUAUAGCAAUUCGAUGUCGACGGUUCGGACAAAUGUGUAGCUUCUUUGGUACUAAAGAAUGUGUGCACAAUUUCAGAUCGAUAUCUCAAAAAUUUAUGGACUAGUUCGCAUAUUAAACUUUUCCCCAGCACAUUGAGUUCUAUCUGUCAACUAGAUGUUACAAAAAUAACCCAGACUUAGUGAAAUAUGGGAGUUAUCAUAGUAGAGAUCACUUACUGGUGACUGAAUACAUAAUUUAAAAUCAUAUUUUUUUAUAGCGGUCACUCCUAGGCAGUUAAUUGCAUAAUUUCUUUCUUAUAUCUCUAUCAUCAUCUUGGAGAUGGUUUUAAAUUUUUAGAUGCUUCAAUACUCUUUACAAAGAUGUGAAAUGACCCAACCAAACUGCCGGCAAAAGUAUAGGUAUAAAAUAUAUAUGUACAUAUGCUUAUCCAUAUAUUUUGGAUACAUAUGUAUAUGGUAAGUGAGAUGUAUCCACGAAAUUUGUUGCCUAUGUGUGGCCUAUAUAGUAUAUACCUAUACAUUUACUCAGAAUCAGGUGAAAUCAAAAGUACUUAAAAAAAAGAUUCUGAAAUUGCGAAUAAACUCAAUUCAGCGCUGGCUGAUAUGUCGCUCGUUUCCGCCUGAAUUAUGGCAUUCCUUACUCUUUAUUGUUUGUUUUAGAUAUCGUUGUUUGUAAUCCACUUUCCACAUACAAAUAUAUGUAUAUACAACGAUCACCUCCUCUUCUAACAGCUGACAAUUGUCGCUCUGAGUGACAUUCUCUUACAUAGUCAUACAAAACACACUCAACAAACGUCAAGUCAUUAGGAAAUAGUAAGCAUAUUAUUUGACUGCAAUAAAAACGCAACAACAUGCGACUGCGAACAUUUAGUAUGCUGUCGGCUUUUCGCCAAACACUAUUGCAACAAGUACAAAAUACAAGUGUGACACCGCUUAUACUACAACAAUAUCGUCUAAAGCAUAGUGAUAUCAGUAAAAUGGUUUCUCCGGCACCAUUUACAAAAGAUUUCUUCUUCCGUCAGCUCUUCGAUGAGGCUACCUGGACCUACACAUACCUGCUGGCCGAUUUGAAUACCAGAGAGGCGGUGAUUAUUGAUCCAGUACUGGAGAAGGCGAAACGUGAUGCAAAUCUAGUUAAGGAACUGGGUUUUACACUUAAAUAUGCCUUGAACACACACAUGCACGCGGAUCACAUCACCGGCAGCGGUUGGCUCAAGCAACUGUUGCCCGGCAGCAAGUCGGUGAUUGCCAAAGCGAGCGGUGCCAAAGCAGAUAUACACCUCAACGAAGGUGAUCCCGUUACAUUCGGACGUCAUCGCAUCGAUACAUUAGCCACACCGGGACACACCAAUGGCUGUAUGUCGUAUGUGAUACAUGAACAGGGUUGCAUUUUCACCGGUGAUACAGUGCUGAUACGCGGUUGUGGACGUACGGACUUCCAAGAAGGUGAUGCUGGCCACCUGUAUGAUAAUGUGCAUAGUAAAAUUUUUACAUUGCCAGAGAAUACCCGCAUAUAUCCAGCACAUGAUUACAAAGGCACAAUGGAGAGCAGCGUGUGGGAGGAGAAAACCUAUAAUCCACGCUUGACCAAAACGAAAGAGGAAUUUAUUAAUAUUAUGAAUAACUUGAAUUUGCCUUAUCCUAAGAAAAUCGAUGUUUUCGUACCAGCAAAUCGUGAAUGUGGCGUCUAUGAUAUUCCAAAGGAAUAACUGUCUUGUUUCUGUUAAAAAGCAAACUGUGUUUUAUUCGCUGCUGAAAGGUGGUCCUACUUUUUUGUAAAGUGGAGAACCACCGAGUCGUGGUAGACUCAAAUAUCUGAAGAGCAUUGCUGUUAGUAGACAGCAAGCUUUGUAAACGUUUCUUCAAAAAUAAAUACCUUUAUAUAUAUAAAAUAUUGUAAAAUAAUGCUUAAAUAUAUUUUAAUUCAAAAA